Anoplopoma fimbria (sablefish) is the source of this 1131-nucleotide messenger RNA. RefSeq names its product dual specificity protein phosphatase 13-like. Gene Ontology annotation, cellular component: cytoplasm. NCBI's taxonomy places the organism in Eukaryota, Metazoa, Chordata, Actinopteri, Perciformes, Anoplopomatidae. Gene Ontology annotation, biological process: negative regulation of MAPK cascade; protein dephosphorylation. The record is from RefSeq and is a predicted model, not a curated record. The transcript has 3 exons. Gene Ontology annotation, molecular function: MAP kinase phosphatase activity; protein tyrosine/serine/threonine phosphatase activity. The coding region runs from base 99 to 755 and encodes 218 amino acids.
CACCACCUGUUUAUGACAGUCAGAGGCUGCAGCAGCCAAAGCAAAGGCAACACGCAGCAGCAAGGAAAUCACUGUGUUUUACACCCUGUAAACUGGAAAUGACUGACACACAACUGCUCUCUGAGGUGAGAUGUGAUGGACGAGACUCUGAGCAGAGAAAGGUCAACGACACAGACCCAGAAGAGGAGGAAAAGUGCACAUGUGCAACAGAGGAUUCAAAGAGGAUGUGGAAAACCCCCUCUCUCCAGGAGCUGGAGGAGGUUUUACAUUCAGCUCCACGCUCCUGUCGACACGGAGACGAAGUGUGGCCCAACCUGUAUCUUGGGGACAUGUUUAUGUCUCAUGACAAGCUGGGGCUCUGGCAGCUGGGCAUCACUCAUGUUCUGAACGCUGCGCAUGGAAAGCUCUGCUGUAAGGGCUGUGAUGACUUUUAUGGAACAACAGUGAGAUACUACGGCAUCCCAGCCAAUGACCUGCCAACAUUUGACCUUUCACCUUUUUUCCACCCCGCCUCUGAGUUCAUCCACCAGGCUUUGACAUCAGGAGGGAAGGUGUUUGUGCACUGUGCUGUGGGUGUGAGUCGCUCGGCUGCCUUGGUCCUAUCCUACCUGAUGAUUCAUCACAAGCUCAGUCUUCUGUCCUCUACACGCUGUGUGCAACAGAAACGCUGGAUUUUCCCAAACAGAGGCUUCCUGCGACAGCUUAUUGCCCUGGACCGAAGACUGCAGGACGAAGGGUCGAACGAGGCCAAAUAAAACGAAGCGAGGAGCAACCCUGUAAUAAAUCCAUAGAACUGUCUUCCCCUUAGUUUGCAGAAGUCAAUGUCCUCAUUCACAUAAUGCAAGACUGUCUCCAUUUGUACCAUGUAUACACUAAACAGUUCAGUUGUAUCCACCCCUCCCCCCCAUUGUCUUUUCCUGGUGUGACCUCAGUGGUGACAGAGAAAGUCCCCGUAUUUUCAGACCAAUCAAUGCAACAGCAACAUUAAAUAACUCUACAUCCAGUCAGAGAGAACUCACUGAACACAGGGAGCUAAUUUUAGAGGCAAGCGGCAUUCAAACAACCACCUGCUCUCGUCUCUCACUGAGCUGCCGACUCUGGUGGUUAAGGGACGGUGGACAGAGACACAGU